Recurvomyces mirabilis is the source of this 2103-nucleotide messenger RNA. It is a transcript of the gene GGA2, whose product is annotated as ARF-binding protein. NCBI's taxonomy places the organism in Eukaryota, Fungi, Ascomycota, Dothideomycetes, Mycosphaerellales, Teratosphaeriaceae. Gene Ontology annotation, molecular function: phosphatidylinositol binding; ubiquitin binding. The transcript is spliced from 2 exons. Gene Ontology annotation, biological process: Golgi to endosome transport; protein transport to vacuole involved in ubiquitin-dependent protein catabolic process via the multivesicular body sorting pathway; Golgi to vacuole transport. Bases 1 to 2103 code for a protein of 700 amino acids. The record is from RefSeq and is a predicted model, not a curated record. Gene Ontology annotation, cellular component: trans-Golgi network.
AUGGAAGCCACCUCCGCCCGCUACGCCGCCCGUGAUCGCUUCGCCUACCCAACUCAGCCCGCGGAAACCCAACUCCAACGCUUCAUCCAAAAUGCCUGCUCACCCGAGAACUUCGAGCCCAACCUGGCUUUGUCCCUCGAGAUAGCCGAUGUGAUCAAUGCCAAGAAGGGAGGAGCGCCGCGCGAGGCCGCCGUGGCGAUAGUAGGCUAUAUCAACCACCGGAACCCGAAUGUCAGCCUGCUGGCGCUCAGUUUACUGGAUAUAUGCGUCAAGAACUGCGGCUACCCCUUCCACUUACAAAUCAGCACCAAGGACUUCCUCAACGAGCUAGUAAGAAGAUUCCCCGAACGACCACCCAUACGAACGACGAGGGUGCAGAACAAAAUUUUGGAAUUGGUCGAGGAAUGGCGCCAGACGAUCUGCGAGACGAGCAAAUACAAGGAAGACCUGGGCUUCGUGCGGGACAUGCAUCGCCUACUGACAUACAAAGGCUAUGUCUUCCCGCAGAUCCGACGAGAGGAUGCCGCGGUGCUGAACCCGAGCGAUAAUCUAAAGAGUGCGGAUGAAAUGGAGCAAGAAGAGCGAGCGGCACAGAGCGCGAAGUUACAGGAAUUGAUACGGAGAGGCACCCCCCGAGACCUCCAAGAAGCCAACAAACUCAUGAAAGUCAUGGCCGGCUACGACCAACGCAACAAAACCGACUACCGAGCCAAAGCCGCGCAAGAAGUCAGCGAGGUGCAAGAAAAAGCCAAGAUCCUUGAGGAUAUGCUGCAGGGGUACAAACCCGGCGACGAAAUCCAAGAGGGUGAUGUGUUCGAGGAGUUGGCCAACGCCCUCGCCUCCGCCCACCCGAAGAUCCAAAAGAUGUGUGAGGAGGAGAGCGAGGAUACGGAGGCCGUGGCGAAAUUGUUGGAGAUAAAUGAUAGUAUUCAUCGGACCAUCGAGCGGUAUAAAUUGGUGAAGAAAGGGGAUCUGGCUGCGGCGAACGCGAUUCCCCGGGGCACGUUGGGGGUGACGGGGGCCGGGGUGAGGAAGGGGCCGGAUAAUGAGCUUUCGCUUAUUGAUUUCGGGGGGUUGGAGGAGGGGGAGGGGGAGGAGGGUCAGGCGACUGCACCGUCGGCGGCAGGGCAGGACCUCAUGUCCGGUGGUGCGCAGUCGGGGAUGGGUUCGGCGAAGGCGAAGGGGAAUGCGUUGGAGGAUGAUCUGUUGGGGUUGACGAUGGGGGAUGGGAGUAUUGGCCAGGAAGGCGGGGUGUCCCUCGGUGCCGGACCCUCGUCAUCAUCAUCAUCAUCAUCGACGAACGGCACGGCGGAUAUCAUGGCCCAGUUCUCCCAACCCUCCCGGCCGACAACCCGACAACCCCAAGCCGCCCACUCCAUCUUCUCCUCCUCCUCCUCCUCCACAGCACCACCAGCACAAGGAGCGCACUACGACCUCUUCGGCUCCCUAUCCACUCCCGGCGCAGUGGGUUCGAGAAGCGCCUCCUCGAAACCCGCGACGCCGAUCCCCUCGGCCCUACAAUCACAACAGCAACAAGCGGCGAAGCGGUCGUCCGCUGAUCCUUUCGCCGCACUAGCCGCGACGUCCACACCGCCGCGACAGGCGUCGCCGUUUCAGUUCCAACAAGCAACGAGAGCUGCGUCCCAACAAUCAGCAGCACACCCAUCGUCAGGAGCCGUGGAUCUCUUAGGCGGCCCCAUCCCCACCGGACCCAGCAACGGCACCUCUUCCGCCACCGCUCCCGUCGCACCAGCAGCAGCAGCAGCAGACGACGAAUGGACCUUCUCCUCCUCCGUCCCCGCCGACGACCAACCCUCCGACUUAACCGUCACGAACUCCACGAUCCGGACCGUGUUUUCCGUGAAGCGAGAAAACGACACGGAAGUGAUCCUGCAGAGUCGGAUUUCGAAUAACACCCCUCAACCCAUCAACGAUCUGACAUUCCAAUUAGCUGUUACCAAGCCGCUCCCUGGCGCCGAACCAACGGGACGGGAUCACGCAGACGAUAAGGUUAAGGGGGGUGCCGAGGGGGGAGGGGAUGAAGGUCAAGUUGAGGUGGCGGGCGAGUUAUUCUGUCGCUGGGGAGCGGGAGGGGAGGAAUGA